This is a messenger RNA of Effrenium voratum, 468 nucleotides long. The record is from the annotation of a GenBank genome assembly. NCBI's taxonomy places the organism in Eukaryota, Dinophyceae, Suessiales, Symbiodiniaceae.
AUGGAAAAGAAGGAGGGUGAAGCCAAGAGGGCAUCGAAGGUUAAGCCAAAGGAGCCAAAGAAGCCAAAGGCGCCAAAGGAGCCAAAGGAGGAGGGGAAAGUCCGCGCUGGCUCGCCCCCACGCAGGAGCCAGUGGUCGGGAGAGAAGCGGCCGGUGAAGAAGCCGUCUGAGGAGGGCCCAAAGCCUGCCUGGGAUGACCGCUUCUAUGUCAACGAGGUGAAGCUGAAGCCACGCAAAGCAUCUGGUCUGGAGGAGGAGAAGCCUGUCAAGCAGGAGGAGGGCUCCCGGAAGCUCAGGUCACCGGGUGCCAGCCGCCGCACAGGCGACAAAGCGCCGCAGGAGUCCAAAAGCAAAGGCACAAGCGCAAGAGAAGGCCAACGAAGCCAGCGAAGCGCCUGCACAGACGGUGGCGGAGAAGGCCGCCCUGUCUCCGCGCUCACAAGUGCCUGCGGAACGCUUUGCCGCUGA